This is a messenger RNA of Triticum aestivum (bread wheat), 1143 nucleotides long. Its product is annotated as probable nucleolar protein 5-1. The record is from RefSeq and is a predicted model, not a curated record. Lineage: Eukaryota; Viridiplantae; Streptophyta; Magnoliopsida; Poales; Poaceae. Gene Ontology annotation, cellular component: small-subunit processome; box C/D methylation guide snoRNP complex. The coding region runs from base 484 to 1068 and encodes 194 amino acids. The transcript is spliced from 7 exons. Gene Ontology annotation, molecular function: snoRNA binding.
ACCUGAAGCCGCAACUAGGGCAUAUCACCGCCUCCCUCCAUCGAUGGACCAGCGUAUCGGGUCCGGCCGUUCUCCGGCGACGAAGCGGCCACGGGGCUUCGAUCUCCAUGCUCCUCCUCCGCCGGCCAUAGCCAAAAAACUACGUUCUUCCUCCAUGAUGGAUCCUGCUUUGAUGCUGCUGCUGUUCGAGACGCCCUCAGGCUUCGCAAUUUUCAGUUUUCGCGCAGGGGUCAUUGAAAAACCAAAUGCCCUGGAGGAAAUAUGGACUCACUUCAUUCUGAUUGGGACGGCAAAGAGUGUUGUUCGGCUGAGAAACUUUCAAACUUUUGAGGACAAGUCCAGCGCCAUUAAUCAAAAGACCGGUGUUAAUGAAAGUCUUACUGAGAUGAUCAUGAAGUGCCACUUCCCUGGGCAGAGAAUGGCUGUUGGAAAGCCGGAAUAUAAAAAAAUCAUUGAAGAAAAUCUGAAAAUAACCUGCGUGUGAUGGAGUUAAUGUGGGGCAUACAGAUUUGGAUGCCAAGGUUGGUGCCUAGAGAAAAAUCAGGUCUGACUGAAGAUGACCGCCUCCCGAUGAGUCAAGGACUGAAAAAGCUGUUGAGUCGUUAUGAUUGUGAUUAUGUUAACCCUGAGAUGCUCGAUCAGCCAAUUAUUUUAACGUCUUGCGCAUUGUUUGAGUGUGAUUCUCUUGAGGAAGAGAAAUCUGAAGAAUUGGACUUUUUAGCUGCUGUAAUUAAGGUGGUCUCUGGCAUUGACACCGAGGGUUGGGGCUCACUGAAAAUUGCAACAGCUCUGAAGAAGAUAUGGUGCCCUGAAGAAGCUGACAAUUCUUGCGAGAUCAUUUCAGUAGACGAGGUAUCAAGGUUGGUGAAGGAUGCAGAUAAAUAUAAAGUUAAGCUAGUUAAGGAUGCUUGCUUGGAACUUUCUAGAGAAAUUGUGAAAGCUCAUGGUGUUCGGACUUCCAAAAAAAAGCUGUUGAUAAAAUAUAGUGAGCAGGCCAAGAAAGCAUAUGAAGCACAGAAGCUUAUGAACCAUGAGCCCACAGCUGCUGAAAGUGUUUCAGCUAACUAAUGUGUUCUUAUUCUGUCCAACAUUGUAUCGUUUGACUAUCUAGAAAAACUGGAAGUGCUAAUUAAAUUUUACGCA